CUUCUACUGAGGACUCAGGAGGUUCACAUAUUGAAAGUUAUAGAUCUGCACGGACCUAAGAAUGGUUACUUCAUAGCAUUGGUUACUGGCAUGGAGGAUACUCUGCAAGCCCUUGAUGAUCUGAUUUCCCAGUUCCUUGGCUUGGAGCGGUCCCUCUGGUCCAGUUCUGAUGAUGCUGAUGCCUUCCUAGAAGCUGUGGAUGAACUAACUUCCACCAUCCAUGACCUCGAGAAAACCUCAGCAGAUCAUGUGCUCCUUGAAAGCUUUGACCUCCUUCUAGAGCGUUGUUCCUCGAGGCUUAAGGAUGAGUUCCAGCGCCUGAUUGGUACAUCUGGCUUUGAUGACAACCAUGGUUACCACGAUAUCAAGAAAAGCCAUAAUGAUGACGACAGUCACACACUUGUAGCACUACCGAUUAGAAACUUUGACAUCAUCAUUGAUGCCCUACCAGAGGAUGUAAUCAUUGAGGCAAAUCGAAUUGCAAGAAGGAUGAUUGCUGCUGGUUUUGGUGAUUCAUGUGCGGAGACCUAUGCUUCUGCACGGCGCAGCUUCAUUGAUGAGAGCAUUUCCCGCCUUGGGGUUCAUGCUCACUUGGCAGAAACGUUCAAGACAGCACCAUGGGCGGAGCUUGAGACUCAGAUCAGGCACUGGAUCCCUGCAAUCCGUGUUGUGUUCCACAUCUUAAUCCCAAGUGAGCACCACCUAUGCAAUUGCAUUUUUGAGGGAUUCGCUUCCUACAGUGACCUUGCCUUUGCCACUGCAUGCAAAGCAUUUCUUCAACUCCUGCCCUUCGCCAAAUUUAUUGCUGCUUCUGGACAAAAUCCGGAGUGUCUGUUCUGCAUAGUAGACAUGUAUGAUGUUUUAACUGAUAUCCUUCCUGUCAUGGAUGAAGCCUUUGAUCAUGAGGUGGCUGCUCUUCGUGAAUGCCUCGGAUUGUCAAUUAAGGGCAUAUUUAUGGCUCUAGAGAAUCUGAUUCGCUGUGAUCCAAGUGAGUCUGCUCCAACAGAUGGUGGAGUGCAUCCGAUAACAAGGUAUGUAAUGAACUACCUUAUGGCAGCAUGUGUGUCUCGCCAUACUUUGGAAGAAGUUCUGCUUUUGGAGUUUGGUUGUGCUGAAACAUAUCCUAUAGAUCCUGAUCGUCCAACAUCGUCACUGGCAGUCCGCUUUGCUUGGAUUGUGGAUGUGCUCAUGGAGAAUCUUGGGUCGAAAUCCAAGGUUUAUGGUCAUGUCCCUCUCAGCUGUGUCUUCCUGAUUAACAAUGGGAUCUAUAUAAUGAAGAAAGUCAAUGGUUGCGAGCUUAAGAUCUUGUUGGGUGAGGAUUGGACCAGGGUAAUAUCUUCAAAGGUUCGCCGGUGGGUUUUGGAAUAUCGUCGGGCUACCUGGGGAAAGGCCAUCUCAAUACUUGAGAUGGCCAGAGGGUCUGAAGGCAGUCCAAAUAUUAUGAUAGAGAAGCUGAACCACUUCCAUAACUUUGUGGAAGCGGUAUGCCAGGUGCAGUCACGGUGGGUGUUGGUGGAGAAGAAGCAAGCAGUGGAUUUGAGCAAUUUCGUGGAGGAGCUGGUUAUUCCAGUCUACAGGGAUACAAUUGAGACGUUAAAGGUGACAGGGGCUGGAAGGGAGUCAUAUAUGCAAUCUGAGGAAGUGAAGUCACGGAUUCAGCAGUUGUUCAAAGCAAUGGUGCGGUGAUGAAGUGUCUCUUCUUGUUACUGCUUGCUGAUAUUAUUACUCUAUAGAGUAAAGUAAGCGUGGAAGAUUUUGUAUCCUACUGUUGGUGGACGGCAUGCAAGCAUGCAGUGAUUAUUGUGCAGAGUGCAGAAUUUGGCGCAGAGCAAACAUGCUGAUGCAUUGUAUGGCACUUUUGAUCUUGGAGUAACGCCGCUGAAAUUAUACAAGAUAAUCUGUUUUCAUAUUUGUGGUGCGUAGUUCAGAUUGUAUAUGACGUGAGCAUUCUAAUAUGGUUCCCCUCCCCCCCCCCCCCCCCCUCUCUUAUCUGAAGCAACUAUAUUGGUCACAAGAAAACAAUGUACAGAUCAAUAUUUGCUGUAAGACAGAAUGUGCGCCAUACACAGCAAUGUACGGACGAUGUAUUAGAGAAUUUAGAGGGUCCCUCCCUGUUGACGAUUGGUGUCGGUCGGGAGUCAGGACAAACUGCAAGCUCACGGGGUGUUGGAACGUA
Molecule: messenger RNA, 2176 nt
Organism: Phragmites australis (common reed)
Lineage: Eukaryota; Viridiplantae; Streptophyta; Magnoliopsida; Poales; Poaceae
Product: exocyst complex component EXO70B1-like
Exons: 2
Biological process (GO): exocytosis
Cellular component (GO): exocyst
Molecular function (GO): phosphatidylinositol-4,5-bisphosphate binding
Source: RefSeq, a predicted model, not a curated record